AUGAAAUGGCUGCAAGCAAUUGUGAAGGCGAGCUUUCGAAGGAUUCAAGCGUCGAACCGGGAACUCUACCCGACUGUCCUGUCUGGCUGCCUUGGCUGCACGAGCCGGGCAUUACUGAAAACCGGCUUCCACGCCCUAGGGACGGCUGCUAGUUGGAACGACAUACCCACCCAGCCUCUGUUGUCGCUGUUGCUGUGUGAGCUGGGCGAGGUGUGUCAAAGGGAAUUAGGCAAACUGUCAAUAAAACGUCAGGACGAGCAGCUGACGCAAUGGCAGUGUUAA
Molecule: messenger RNA, 282 nt
Organism: Protopolystoma xenopodis
Lineage: Eukaryota; Metazoa; Platyhelminthes; Monogenea; Polystomatidea; Polystomatidae
Source: the annotation of a GenBank genome assembly